This is a messenger RNA of Paramecium primaurelia, 673 nucleotides long. The record is from the annotation of a GenBank genome assembly. Lineage: Eukaryota; Ciliophora; Oligohymenophorea; Peniculida; Parameciidae.
AUGAGUUAAAAAUAUGCUAGUGUUUUUCAGGUUAUUUUGAAUAUGGGAGUUUUAAAUGCAAUAAUUAAUUUUAUUUUUCAAUAGUUCAAGAAGAGGUUGAAAUAGAUAUAGAAAUCUAUGUCCUUUGGAUAUUUUUAACUACCUGAUGAAAAAGGAUAUGGAUAUGAUUGUCUAGAAUGGUACGAUUUAUAUUUAAGUUAGUCCAUCUUUGAGGAGAACUUCUUCAAUUUACUGUGUUGAUUGUUUGUUCUAUCCAAAAACAUGGUAUCUAAAACCAGUGUGUAAAGAAGAUUAUAAAUAGAAUUUUUUUAAAUAUGAUGAUUAAACUUUGGUCAUUAAAUAGAGGAAACCAGCAUAAAAUGAUGUUUAUCAAAUUGGAAAUAAUAAAUAGAUAAAUUAAUAUUCAGAAUAUGAGGAUUAUUGUUAAUAUUCUUUAUAGAAAAACAAUUACUGUCAUAAAGUAGCUCAUUUUCAUCUUGGAUCUUAACCUACCUUAAAAUGCAAAUAUAAUUAUUUAUGUGAUAUGGUUAAUUAAGUGUGCUUGAGAAGCAAUUUAAUAUGUAAAACAUAUGAUAUUUAGGGACAUUUUAUUGAUUGUCUAACAGGUAUGUACCUAGUUUGGUAUUAUUUUUAUUAAUGCCCGAAUACUUGUACUUUAUGUUAGAAUAAUUGA